GCGGCUUCUGCUUGAUUCGUCCGGCUUGGCCGCAGAGGAAGGGCAGCUGCUUGGGAACACAGAAGCGGCAACUCUAAAAUGCCAAACGUAAUAUAGGUUUUCACAGCUUGUUUUCGGUCACCGACAGAGCGUUCAUCCCCCUUUAAGACGUCAUGUCGGCAAUGCUCCUUUCUGGCAAAAGGUCCCAUGCUUCACUAACCGUUUGGCAAUUCGACAGCAGACGUUUUCCCGCGUGGUCGGCUGUAGAAACACACUGAGCACACAGUCUGCUCGCUAUAUAAUAUACCCAAUAGCAGGAACUGGACACCAAAAACAAGGGUUCACAGACUUGCAACCUGCGGGCGUUCUGUCGUAUUGGGGCCGACUCCCCACAUCAAAGAAAUCAUAUUAACGUUGCUUGUGUCAUGCGCGCUUCUGGAGCAAUUUCUAAAGCCCCAUUCACCCCAGCGCAUGCCACCAAGCCUUUUUUCGCCCCUUUCUUUUUGGAAGGUGACGUCAACGAUUUGUGACGAUAACGCACACUGUGUUCCCGGCUUGACUUGUGUCUGACAAGCGAAACGCACUAUAUCUUGAACGUGAAUCUAAAGCCCCAAUGAGUCAGCUCUUAGCUGGUCCCGACGCAGCUCCGGGGACGGUCUCCCGCGGUUCAGAAACAGCGGCAUUUUGAGGCUUAUCCGCUCACUUGUGGCUUUCUUUAACUUGAUGUCUUUUACUUGCCAAGAUAGCGGAUUCCUCCCCGAUAAGGCGUGGCAAUCCUAGUAGUGACUCUUGUUGGGGAGAGAACUAGGGGCAUCAUGAGCUUGCCGUCGUACUUUCGUCUCUCACGUUUCUCUGGGAUGCGAAAAACAACGCUUUCCCGGAUUUCCUAGUCCUGGGACAGAAGCGGUAAACUUGUGCGUGGGCCCUCCUGUGGCUUCGCUUCAUGACAGAUGUGCUCGGUGUUAGAUUGGAGACUCAAAGUGUCUCCUUUAUGGAAAACCUAACCAAAUUAUAUUGACUAUGACGGCCACUUUCUUUUCCCCGAUCCUCCCCCUCUCCCGCCGUAUCAAAGGUUUGGCUACAGCCACGGGAGGUUGUUCCUUUUUCUGACUUUAGGCGAGCGGUUCUCGCGAAUCUUCAUUGCAGGAAAAUGACAACAUCUCGAAGUCACUCUCCUACCGCCACCAAUGGAGGAAGUCGCCCUAGCGGUCAGGCGGCUGGGCCCCUGGUCGGCAGUGGAGGGGCGCAUACCACAUAUCUGGAUGAACGUGUUGCACGCUUACAAGCGGAAAUCGAGCGUACAACACGGCGCCUUGAGAUGGAAAAACGAAAACUGCAUGACCUGGGGGAGAAUUCGAGGAAGGCGCAGCAUGAGUUCAACGAUAAGCGACUAAGAUACUCGUUUAAUAAAGCGGAUGGCAUCGCAAACGCUCGCAAGGCAGAAAAGAAUCUUACGCAGCUUGAAAACAGACUUGCCCAGGCGCUCGUUAAAUUCAACUCUGCUAAUGAUGAGAUUAACAAAGUGAAGGCGACCAUCGAUAAACACCGAAAAGAUCGCCUGUCUAUGGAAAAGGUUUAUAGACAAGUGUCACGCGAGUUGUCUGACCAGGCGUACCAGUUAAACGAAGUAAAAGAGAAAGUCGCACAGAUGCAAGAAUGGGAACAGCAAACGACGAAACGCAUGGAAGAGUUGACAAAGGUCCAGGACCAAGAGAGAGAAGAAUUCAAAGAAAAGUGCCUUGUGAUGCAGAAGGAACUACGGGAGCAGGAUCGUCUGAUCAAAGAGUUUGACAUCCGCGCACACAGAGAAUCUUCGAACCUCCGGGCGCAGAUGAAGGGAACACCGUAUAAUGUCGCUGAAGAAGAGCAAAAUUUCAACCCAGAGAGUCUCAUGAAGCUCAUCUUGAAAACAGCGCUUCUCAAUGCUGUUCAGCGCCACAGUAUCAAACAACACCGGACAAAAAUUGCAGUUUUUGAGCGGGCUAUGGAAAGUAUCAAAACCUCAACAGGCAUUUCAGACCCCGAAGAGAUCGUAGCCAUUUUCUCUCAGUUGGAGGAGCGCAAUUACAGCAUCAUGACGUACGUGAACAUGCUGAACUUCGAGCUUGAGGCCAUUGAAGCCAAAAAGCGGGAACUGGAGACGCACAUUCAGCAACAGGCUCAGCACGAGGCAUCCGCGCUGCAGGUGACAGAUGCGUCACUGCGUGGCGAGGCUGCUCAGAUCUCGAAAAUGCUGUUUGCGACAGCUGGAAAAAAUGCUCUUGUUCAGCAUCAGCUACACUGUCUCGCCCAGACUCACGAGAUACUCAUGGAAGCAGCAGCCCUCGUGGGCCACGCCUGGAAAGGCCCGCUCAGCUGUGACGAUCCCCCGCCUCCUGGGACAGCGGAGGAAUGCGCUGCCGCUGCCGGAAAGGCGGGAGCCGUAGACUCUCGUGGUCCAGCCCCUUUCACCCCACUUCGAGACUGUCGUAGCAAGGCAUCAGACUGGGCGUCUUCUCAGGAAUUCGGCGGCAGCGAAGGGUCAAAGAGCAUUCUCCCUCUCCUGUGGUACCUUGAGAAGUUUAUUCUUGCGAACCAAGGCAGUCUUUUAGCUGCGGCUCGAUCUGCCACCGAAGAAGCUCCCGACAACGGCGAGUCCCCAACUGGCCUCACCCCCUUUCUCGCCACCGCUCACAGCAGCCACCGUGCUGCAGGAGGUGGCAAGGGUCCGGAAGCUACUUCACUCUCUCCAGAACCUGGUCGUCUGUCUCCGAGAAGCUGCAGCGGCACCCAGGGCUCUGGUGAGGGGAAUCGCAUGGGCUCUGGAGCGCGGAAAACCAUGUGUGUCACGUCCGCGGCUUCACAUCCACAUGAUAGCGGUUGCUCGGCUGUCACUGCAAGUAGCCCGUCUGCUCUGGCUCUCUCCGGCCGGUUCUUAGACUCAGAAAAUACGGGAGGGCCCUCCACACUCUCGGGCUACGGCGGAGACAGCCACAGUGGCAUGGCAGGCUUCAGCGACCUUCGAGAAGACCAUAGAACAGAAAAAGGAACAAAUGACUCGUUGUGUCCCCUCGUAAGUGAGGACGGAACCCGUCGCAGGGGUGCGAAACUGUCCGGACCGCUAAGGGGUACGGGGGACGUGGGAAGCGACCCCGGACUAACAGGCCACUCGCUGUCGCGUGCAGCCAACACGGGAGAUGGUUUACAGCCAGGCGAGACAGGAAAACGAGGGCGGUGCGGGGAAUCGCGUGAAGGGGCCCUGCCAACACAUGGCAACGGAGCAGGAGGCGACAGCGAAGACGACGAUGAGUGGGGGAUAGGGACUGAUAGGCCUGGUGGCGAUGCGUGGAUCGCAGACAGGCCUUUGAGUAUCGGCGAACUACGGGAGCGGACGAUUCAUGUACUGAACAAACAAAGAAAGAAGAGGGGUGAUGGCUCUGGCACUCUGUGUCUCUCCGAGAAAUUGUGUCUGUUGGCCACCCCUGUACUCGAUAAUGCAGCCUACAAAGCCUUGCAGCCGGGCGCCGUUUCUCUUCAAUCGCGUGCCAGCUCGUUUUCGCUGCAGAGUCCAGUCCUUUCGGCAGACGGGGGUAGCUCGAACGGGGGCAGCGUCGGCUUCUUGCAAACACCAGACAACUGCGCCCGUCAAGAUGGACGCCAAGACAGAAGCAACGACGGAGAAGUCAGGGAUGCAGGAAUGUCGGCGGCGCCUUCGACUCCAGGCGGUGGCCCACGAGGGUCUCGUCGCGCGCCACGGAGUGGCAGCACCUACGCCAGCUCCCAGAGAGGUCUGCUUCUCCGUCAUUCGCGAGGAAAGGAGAAAGUGUUUGUGCAGCUGUCCAAGAAGCGAGCCGGCGAACAAGCCACGGGAGCGGCUGAUGGCGUUGCCAGUGAGACUCAGGAAGCCCCACAGAAGCUGGGAGCCUCGGGCGCGACACACGUGCGCAGAAAAACGGAAAUGCCGCGUGAAAACGGAAGCCGAGUCCGCUGCUUCAGAAAACGGGUUUCCGGGCCAACACUGCGUACAAUGCCGUCGAACGUCGAGGAGCGAAGCGGCGAGGCUACUCGAAUGCAGGCGCGCGAACCGGGGACAGCGAGCGCGCUGCAGGAAGACACCGCCGCGGCACGGAUGGUCAACACGCAGGGGGCAUGCGCAGGUUUGGAAGAUGCUAGGGAGGACACAAGAAAGAAGGAAACGCAGAGAGAGGACAAGGAGAUGGAAGGAAAAGAAAACGGAACGCGAGGCGAAGGAAGUUUGUCUCCGUUCGAAAGAGAAGACGAAGAAGAACAGCAGCAACGGGACUUAGACGGGAAGUCAGAUGCGAAUGCGUCAGGCGGAGGAGCUGCGGAUCACGAACUGGAAGGAAAAGGAGAUGAAGAAAGAGAUGAAGCAUCUUUGCGCACUAUUUUUGGUUGUUCACGAGAGGAAGCAGUGAUGCUGUGCGUGACCGAUGGACACAACAACGAAGGCAAUGGCACACUGGACAGCAGAUAUGCAAGAGAAAGUCUUGGGGACAGUUCAGAAGUCCAGGACGGAGGCAUUCACGAUGUCAACUCGGAGAAGGGAUACGAAAGAGAAGAAAGGACUGCACUCGAAGACGACGCGGAACCGUCUGAGAGUGUGAGCCGAGGACAGACGGGACGCACAAGUGAAAAGAAGCGUGCAAGUGGGGAGAGUGCGUCUGACGAAAAAGACCAUGAACCACAGACUGAGAUGCCGUUGAUGCCGGCAGCCUCUGGAACAGAAGAACACGCUUCUUCCGACGUUUCGCCGAAGGAAUUGCGAAACGCUCCUGGUCGUACCCCCGAGGCUUCAGCAGAGAAGCUUCCAGAUCUCUUUGACCCCACCCAGAGCCUGAUCCAAGAAUGCGGGGACAGUCCAACUGACAACCCCUAUCAGGAGGCAGACCCCCGCGACAGAGCGCCCCCAGAUGACUCGCCACACGCGCCUGAGGCUUCAAGAUUGCAGCAACUUUCUCCAACUCCAGUAGAAGAAACACCGACCGCAGCGGACUUGCAGCUGUUGUGGCCUUCCUCGGCACAUGCAAACCGUGGAGAAGAAAUCGACGGAAACUCUAUCGGGUCUUCUCAGCAGACUCCUCUCCCUCCAUCUCCGCGAUCUACACCGCUCCCAGAGAUUCCAUUCUCCUCAGACGUUGACGAGGCCGGGGAACCCUGUGUAGAAGCCGGGUUUGAAAGAAGCUCCGAAAGUCAUCUGAGCGAAACAAACGCUGUAUCUGAGAGCGUCGAAGCUUCAGUGCACGCCUACGCUUCUAGGGAUGCUUUGUCGCCGUCCCUUCUCGAUCAAACGUCAGAGGAGUCACGGACAAACGAGAAAUGUUCGGUCCCCGCAGAGGCGACAAAGUUGCCAGAUGCUUCUGCACGAAGGGGUGAAAGUCGCCCAGUGACCCCAACAGCGUGGCAUCCAGGCGUGUGGCCACCCGAUCUCGUGCAGUGCGGCGACCGGAGCCGGGUCAGCAGUGCCGGAGCGUCUGCCCUCAAUUCCUACGGGGGUGAAGAUGAGGUGGCAAAAAUACACCAUUUGUCUGAGAACCUCGCUCUCUGUUCGAGCAGUCACGGUGACAUCUCUGAUCUCCGGGCUUUCGUUCCUCGAGCCCUGGAGGUUGAUAUCCCGGUGACGGAUCAGGAGGAAGUUAACAAAGUGGGCACAUCCGCGAACAGGCAUCGAGAUGGCGAUAGAAGAGAGAAGAGUCCCCAAAAGCCCAGCGACGUUAAAAACGAAACGGAGGCCGCAUACACGACACGUGCCGUAGAAGAAGAGCCAGGAAGGCGCCUCGAAGAAUCUCCGAAAAGAUACGACAUAGAAAUACCGGUUGCAGGGUUCCCACGGGCCUCCGAAAGAUUCCAGAGCGAGGUGUUGGAACGACCCAUGCCUCCAUUAAGACCUCCGUUCUCAGCAGGAUCAAGAGGGCCCUUCGAGUCUCCAAGUUUCCCCACCGCUUCCCGUCUUGAUGUCCAAAGGCCUUCCUCCAGUCCGUCUCCUGGAUUCGCUCCUGCUCGAAGGCCGCCCAACUUGGGCUUCCUCCCACUGCCUCCAAGAGCAAUCAGGACUCCGAAUCCCAGACCGCUAAACCUCCCUCAGCGGCUGCAAAAGGCCCGAGACACGGGCAGAGAAGGCUAUCCGCAGGCAAACCAAUCAGAGGCCACCCUUCUGUCUCUCGAAGAGACGAAAAUUGACACGUUGGCUGCGAGGGUGCCUGACGAGACGGUUGCCCCUCUCGCAGCGUUCUCACUUACGUUGUCACAUUCCCGAGAGACAUCAGAAGCUGAGGUAGACAGAAAGCGCGACGUCGAUAUCCCACCAGAAAGCCGCGCUGAAUCUCGGAAUAGCGAAGGCGGAUCUGUCGCUGUGCGGAUCUCGGAGGGAGAUGCGACUGAGCAGGGAAUCGAUCCAGAGGCAGGAAGCCCGUUCUCCUGUGCAGAAGGCCAAGGCUCUGUCGCCCAUCCCGCCUCAGUGAGGCUUUCACCUUUUCCACUCUCACACGGAGACGCAGCCGAGGAAACGGCAAAGCACCCAGUCUUCCACGAAGAGACGCCGUCUGAGACGAGAUCGCCAGAGCCGUGUGGUUGCGGCAGCGUGGACACCAGAGAAGAAAAGGAAAAAAGGACUCUGAAAGAAACAGACGAGUGGACAACAGGAAACGCAGACGAGGGCAGUCGUUCAUUGGCGAGCAGGUCCAGAGACGAACAAGGCAGUGAAAGCACACAGAGUCGGGGGAGAAUAAGGCGAGGAAAUGAAGACCCACUAACCCUACAUGGAGAGCGAGAGGCCGCGGAGAAAGAGACGCGUGUUCAGCGCGCGCGCGCGACUCCUGAUUCUUCUCCCUGCACGUCACCGACGCCUUCUCCUGCCGCCGAUCAGCAUGAUCUCUCACUCAAUACACUUGAGUCUUCUAUUCCGGGUGCAGGCUCUCCGGAAACGUGCUUGGGCGGGCAGUGGUCCUCAGACUCCACCGGUCCCAAAACGCCUUCUGUCCCGGGACCUGCAGAAAUAUCUGAUUCAACAUCUGUGUUGGGUCAUCUGUCUCAACCUUUUGCAGAGCCUUCCCGAAGCGCAACAUGGGACAACCAGUUCAGCCGGGGGACGAGGAAGCUGCAGAUGCAAGGCGGCUGCUUCCCACCUCCUACGGAGCAUAUCCGCCUUCUUCAUCUGCCACUGUGUUCCCGCCACGAUUCUGGAAGAGGCAGCCCAGGAAAGGGAGGUCACAAUCGAGCUGACAUCGAGAACGAAUGCGACGAGGGAAGCGUUGGGGGGAAUCGUGCGUCUGAGUGUGCACGACAGAAAACACAUCAAGCCCGCGGCAGUGACAGUGAGCAGAACUCCGCUGAUGCACCUCAGAAGGAGGGUCUGAGUUCCUUCUUUCACUUCCCUAACGAUUUGCCUGUCCCGCACUACCACACACCCCCUGGGACACCCCCCAACCGUUCCAGACCCACAAGCGCACUUGGUGAAAGAGACAGAGAACCAGGCCACGAGGAGACAGUUGUUGCGGAGACUGUCUUUGACGGCAGAAGGAUCACGGCCAAGGUCAGUCGCGUGCACGUACAGAGAACGCACAGCGAUGACAAAAGCGCGGCAGAAGUGACAGAUGGAAAAGCCGAAGUGCGAGCAGAGAUAACUCCACAGGAGGGCUUCGACGAGGAAAAUGACGAAACGCAGGAGCGUCACGUAGAAGCGGCAACAGAAGAGGUCGGCCCAGUGACAGAAGAAGAACUACUGAAAGCCGCCACAAGUAUCUGACUGGGAAGCAAACGGAAUACGUUAGAUGAAGUGACUGUCGGAGAGAGAGGGAAGUGAGAGCAAAGUGAUAUGCUUCCGCUAUGCGGCGCAUGUUAAUAGCCUCGUUGAUUUGCUCGCUGUGACAGAGUGAUCUUCCUCAAGGACAUGGUGGCUCUUUUUCUGGAGGUCUCUGCAUGAUUCGAGCGAGGGACAGAAAUUCAGCAUAUUUCAGGUAUACCCCGGGGAGUUUGUGAUACGCAGGCGAGGCAACAGGACAUACGCAAGCAGCUUCAAUAUGACAACCGGAGGAAUCAGAGAUAUUCUUCGUUAUCUUUGCCUUCUCGCUGCUAUGAGGCUUGUGCUCUUGCUCCUGACAAGGCCGACAGAACAAGCAAGCGAACUCGCGAACAGAAAUCAUGCCACCCACGCAAGCCCUGUAUAUACGCAGAAAGGAAAAAAAGCUGUUCCGCGAAAAUAACAUAAACGUAACAGUAAAAGGCAG
This is a messenger RNA of Toxoplasma gondii ME49, 8201 nucleotides long. RefSeq lists its product as hypothetical. Lineage: Eukaryota; Apicomplexa; Conoidasida; Eucoccidiorida; Sarcocystidae. The transcript is spliced from 4 exons. Bases 1130 to 7720 code for a protein of 2196 amino acids. The record is from RefSeq and is a predicted model, not a curated record.